Spodoptera exigua (beet armyworm) is the source of this 1143-nucleotide messenger RNA. The record is from the annotation of a GenBank genome assembly. Lineage: Eukaryota; Metazoa; Arthropoda; Insecta; Lepidoptera; Noctuidae.
AUGGACUUAAAAUUAUCAACAGUGAAAAUCUUUUCGGAUGGUAGCGAUCUGGAGGGAAUCGAGAAUGUGGAAGACAUUGUAUACCUUAGAAUUCUUAAAAAGAUCAUGUGGGUCAUAGACGGGUGGCCUAAAGAAGCAAAUAAGUCUCAAUUCUUUAGAUAUUACAUCUGCAUUUUGGAUAUGGUUUCCUUGAUACCGGGUACACUUUACCUAAAAAUUAACACUGGUAAAAUACCGUCUUUCGAGUUGGGUCACACUUAUAUCACCGUCUUUAUGAAUGCUAUAGCCGCUACUCAUAUAUUGGUCCACAAAAUAUCUCAUUUCUUCACGAUGUACGUGUUUAUGUUGAUGUGUUGCGGCAUAUUGCUCUUCAACCUGACUCCUAUAUACAACAGCUAUGCAGCAGGCAUGUUUAAAGACGAACGGCCUCCAAACGCCACUUUCGAUCACGCUGUGUAUUUCGCCCUGCCGUUCGAUACCGCGACCAAUUUCAAAGGCUAUGUUGUUGUUUCUCUGUACAAUUGGUACAUCAGUAUAACCUGCUCUACAUACUUUUGUAUUAUUGAUCUGACAAUAUUCAUAAUGGUUUUUCAUCUCUGGGGUCAUAUGCGCGUCUUGACUUACAAUCUUGAGCAUUUUCCGAAGCCUGCGUCAGUGAUGGCUGCUGCUGACGAUCCUAAUGCUUAUAAAAAUUGUGAGAACAAGUACAAUGAAGAGGAAUCGGUGGAAGUAUUUCUUCGUUUGCGGGACUGUAUAAAAAUUCACAGUCUUGUUAUCAACUUCUCAUCAAUGAUGGCCGACAGUUUCGGAUGGACACUCUUGGUGUAUUUAUUCUUCCACCAAGUGAGCGGAUGUCUCUUGUUAUUGGAAUGCUCUCAGCUGGACACAGCGGCAUUGGCGCGGUACGGACCUCUAACGAUAAUUAUCUUUCAGCAGUUGAUUCAACUGUCCAUUAUCUUUGAGCUGCUCGGGUCGUCAAAUGAUAGAUUAAUAGAUGCUGUAUAUAGUGUGCCCUGGGAAUAUAUGGAUACGGCGAAUCGGAAGAACGUGUUUUUCAUGUUAAGACAAUCCCACAGAUCGAUGAAUUUGAAGGCCUGCAGCAUGGUUACUGUUGGUGUUCAAACUAUGAUUGCGGUACGGUAA